Messenger RNA from Lingula anatina, 1011 nucleotides. RefSeq names its product myocilin-like. The record is from RefSeq and is a predicted model, not a curated record. Gene Ontology annotation, biological process: signal transduction. Lineage: Eukaryota; Metazoa; Brachiopoda; Lingulata; Lingulida; Lingulidae.
AUGAUUGAAUUAUUUCACAUCAACCACCGCCUUGAGUAUGUCACAAAUCAGAUUGCUGAAGACUGUCCGUACUUCUUCGCCAAGAGAGAGCAUUAUGAAAAGAUUAAUAAAUAUGUUGGCAAAAGAGGGCUUGUCGCUGAAGAAGACAACAUCAACCUGGAGCUGCAACUGGCAAAAUACUCCCUGGAAUUCAUGAAACAAGCUCUUUUGGACUGCAGACGAGUGAACUGUUCUUCGGAAAGCAACAUACGCAUAGAAAAAUAUUCAAUCUUAUUCCAAUAUACCACGGCCAGAUCUUCUUACUCCGCUUGGAUGAAGGAUUCUCAACCAUUAACUCCUAACGAAGCAAGUAAAGUUUAUUAUUUUCAUGGGUAUUCCAACAACAAAGUUGUUGUGUUCGACACUUUCACAGCUAUGAAGCAAGGCACUCAAUCCGCGUCAUUUACACUUCCCUAUUCCUUUGCCGGCACGGGCCAUGUCGUGUAUUGGGGCAAUGUGUACUAUCGUCGACUAAAUACGCAGAAUAUCAUAAAGUAUGAUCCCCUGAAAAUGAAGACCAUAGUGAAACAGGUGAACGAUGUGGAUGCGGGAAACACUUGCCGCUAUGCCUGGGGCGGUUACACCACCACUGACUUUGCCGUGGACGAGUACGGACUGUGGUUAGUUUACGGGAACAGGAGUAACAUCUGUUACCUGGUCAUCGCCAAGAUCAACCCGGACACUCUCGACGUGGAGAAAUCGUGGGAGACGACCAUUGAUAUCAGGGGCGUUGGAAACACGUUCAUGAAAUGUGGCGUGCUUUACGCCACGAAUUCCUACAACGCUCAGUCCAAUUACAUCCGCUAUACCUAUGACACCAACACUGGGAAACAAGAGUCGCUUUCCUCGUCUAAGAUCCCGUUUAGGCAACCUGGGACAAGCAAUGCCAUGCUAGAUUACAACCCCCAUGAUGGCCUUCUGUAUUAUUCUGACAGAACUUACGGAUAUCUUGCAACGUUUCCAAUUGUCUAA